ACUAAUUCCUGAUGGUUUGGUCGACAGAUUGUGGACAUCAGCCAAAUCUAAAUGCUGUCUUUUAUCUCCAAAACCAAGCUAUUCCGCUACCUUCAUACACUGCCACCGCCACCCAAAACAGCCAGCAAGAAAAGAGCAGCAGAGCAGAACUGCUUAGCCCUCUUGGAACUCUGCAACAACUUCCCAAAACUGUCCCAAAUCCACACUCACAUUCUGAAAUUAGGCCUUCAAACGAACCCACUUGUCCUCACCAGGUUGGCCUCCACGUCUUCUGACCUCAAUGCCAUUGAUUAUGCUUCCUCCUUCAUUUUUGGCCUUGAUGCCAAAACCCAUCUCUAUGAUACCUUCCUUUUCAACACUGUCAUCAGGGCUUAUGCUCAAACAAAGGAUUCAAAGCAGAAUGCCCUGAUUUAUUACAAAAUUAUGCUUAAAGAUUGCAUUUUUCCUAACAAAUUUACGUACCCGUUUGUUCUUAAGGCCUGUGCUGGCAUUGGAGAGUUGAGUUUAGGCCAAAGUGUUCAUGGGUCUGCGGUGAAAUAUGGUUUUAGCGAUGAUAUUCAUGUUUUGAACACCAUGGUUCAUAUGUAUUGUUCUUGUGGCGAAGGAAUUGAGUUCGGCCGGAAAGUGUUUGAUGAGAUGCCUAAAUGUGAUUCAGUGUCGUGGAGUGCGAUGAUUGGCGGGUAUGCCAAGUUGGGCAUGUCAAGUGAGGCAGUGGGGUUGUUUAGGAAAAUGCAGAUUGCUGGAGUGAGGCCUGAUGAGGUUACUAUGGUGUCAGUGUUGUCUGCUUGUACUGAUUUGGGUGCACUUGAGCUUGGGAAGUGGGUGUCUUCCUAUAUUGACAAGGAGAAGGUUCCGAAGAGUGUGGAGCUAUGCAAUGCGUUGAUUGACAUGUUUGUCAAGUGUGGCGAUGUUGACAAGGCUUUGAAGUUGUUUAGGAACAUGGCUGAGAAGGACAUUGUUUCGUGGACUUCUUUGAUUGUUGGUAUGGCAAUGCAUGGCCGUGGUUUGGAGGCCAUUUUAUUGUUUGAGGACAUGAGGAGUUCUGGAAUAGUGCCUGACGAUGUUGCUUUUAUAGGAUUGCUCAGUGCUUGUAGCCAUUCUGGUUUAGUUGAGAAGGGCAGGCAGUAUUUUGAUUUGAUGUUGAAGGAAUUCAGAAUUGUGCCCAAGAUAGAACAUUAUGGGUGCAUGGUUGAUCUGUUAAGCAGGGCCGGACUUGUUAAAGACGCAUUGGAGUUUGUUGAGAGUAUGCCCAUUGAGCCAAAUCCAGUCAUUUUGCGAGCACUAAUCACUGCCUGCCGUGCUCAUGGUGAGCUCAAGCUCAGUGAAAGCAUGACUAGGAAGCUCAUAAAACAGGAGCCGAUGCUCGAGUCCAACUAUGUCUUGCUGUCUAAUAUCUAUGCAAAAUCGUUAAACUGGGAGAAAAAAACAACAAUUAGGGCGGUUAUGGGGAAAAAGGGAAUUAGAAAAACUCCAGGUAGCACCAUGUUUGAGCUGGAUAAUGAAAUUUAUGAAUUUGUUGCCGGAGAUAAAACUCAUAAUGAAUACAAAGAAAUUUAUGAAAUGUUGGACGAAAUGGGGAAGGAGAUGAGAAGGGCUGGAUAUGUUGCUACCACUUCUGAAGUUUUACUUGAUAUUGACGAGGAAGACAAGGAAGAUGCUUUAAACAGGCACAGUGAGAAGUUGGCUAUUGCAUUUGCCCUUCUGAAGACACCUCCUGGAACUUCUAUUCGCAUUGUGAAAAACUUGCGUGUUUGUGAGGAUUGUCAUACUGCUACUAAGUUUAUCUCCAAGAUCUACAGUAGGGAAAUAGUGGUCAGAGACAGAAACCGUUUUCACCACUUCAUAGAUGGGUUAUGCUCAUGUAAAGACUUCUGGUGAAACAGUGGAGAGAAUUUUGCUUGUCCAUAAUUUGGCUGUUUACACUUUGUCCAGUGGUGGUACAUCACAAGCAAGCAGCUGGCAAAUGGCAGCACUACACGUACGUUAUAUCAAAUAGCACUAGAGACUGGUUGAGUAUUUCUGGUUUUGGUAGUCUUCAUUAGUUUGGGGACCCUAAUGGCAGUUUCGGUUCUGAAGUAAGUCAAACCUGGGCUUAUGGAAUUUGUUGUGUGUGUGUGCUUGUUGCCACUUAACAUUUCUGUUUGAAACUAAAUGGUACAAAUUUAAGAAGUGUUCAGAAAUUCCCAUAGUCCACAUUCUUCAAGUCAUCAUGGCAGCUACAAAGAGAAGAGGCCUUAAAUUCCUGCAAAUAGUGAGAGAAUUUUCUUGGACAAGGCUGCAGUGGUAAGAAGCCCAAAAAAAAAAGGGGUCCACAUCCUUGAAUCCAAAUCCUUGGGAACUUUCCUCUUUGACAAAAGAGGAAGUAAAAAUGAUGAUCAAAACAGCUACCUAUCUGGGGAAGAUGGUCAGAUGAUGGCCUUCUCAGUAGAAGCUAUCACAAUGGGAAGAUACAUGCGAAACUUGAAAUUCCUGCUGGCUCUUUUGCUAUCAUUUUUGUAAUAGCAAUAUUGAUUGGUUGGCACUUUAUGACCCUCUGCUAGUUCCUUUUAUGGGAAAAAAGUAGGAAGGAAAACCAGGUAAUGCUUCUAAUCCUGAUACUCUCCAGGGUAUUCCAAAGCCAGGACGAGACAGUUGAGAUAAUACUGUCUGUGACGAAAUCAUAUGGCUAUGCCGUCAGGGCGAGCAGUGCAGCUGUUAGGCAGUCCCGCUUCGAUCCUGACUUGUUAGUCAUCCGCGAGUACUCGAGACUAUUAUUACCAAUCAUCAUUAGCUUAAACGCAGAUGAUUCUUUGAUCUUUGUGACGAUUAAUCAUGUAAAAUGCAUCAUGCCUAGAUGAGCUAUUCAUUGUCAACCACUGAGUAAACUAGUACGAAAGACUGCUUGAUUUUCUCUAACAUGGUUAGCCAGUCUGCAGAGGAUUGAUUUACUUCUCUUACUAAUUAAGCAUGGCUGCAUGUUGGAGCAGCACUAGCUGAGGUGAAACGCCUCUCACAGGCAAGAGCAGCACAAUAAACAACUCCCCUUCUGCGCUUAAGUGUGUUUAUCUUGAUCCCACACGUCCUCUCCAUUGGUUCUGGACAAGCAUUUAUUUAUGUACGGAUGAAAGCUACAUAUCUCCAUAACGCAGUCACCAAAAGGAAUGGAAACUACGAUGACUGGUCUAUUCUGGGAUUCUUCUUGUUAGUGGCUUGCUGGUAUUAUUAGUCCACGAAAUCACAAUUAUGGUGGAAAAGGGCGGUUUGGUGGAAAGAAGCAACAAUGGUAGAGUUAAUGAAUGUACGGACUGUUAGCCAUAUUUACCUUAAAUAAAAUUUUGCAAGUGUGUAGUUUGUGUUGCAUCACACAUGCACAAGUGUUUGGAAUGCAAGUUAUUUGUAUCGUCAACACAUUUUUCAAUUA
Messenger RNA from Coffea arabica (coffee), 3400 nucleotides. Its product is annotated as pentatricopeptide repeat-containing protein At4g21065. Gene Ontology annotation, molecular function: protein binding; RNA binding; zinc ion binding. NCBI's taxonomy places the organism in Eukaryota, Viridiplantae, Streptophyta, Magnoliopsida, Gentianales, Rubiaceae. The record is from RefSeq and is a predicted model, not a curated record. Gene Ontology annotation, biological process: RNA modification.